UGCUGCCCUCUUUGUAUUUGGCAGUACUGUCUGGGGCGACAACAAAGGACGGACGCCUACUGUAAUUUCACUUGUUUUGAGCCUGCAGAAGGCUCAGUAAGACACUUCAUGGUCGUCUGCAGUCGGUUUUUCGUGUUGUGCAUUCAGUGCUCGGUCAAAUCCCGCCGACGUUGUUUGAGUUCAGAUUGUUUUCGAUGGUUAUCGAUUUUCAGCUGAAUUCCCAUCUGACGACACUGGCCAGUAUCCACAAGAUCCAUCACACCUUACACCGGCUGAAUCUGACCGAAGACGUUGGACAGGACAGCCACCCCUCAGCUUGCUGCUCUAGAGCCAUGCCGCCGAGAAAAAAGAGGAGACCUUCUGCUGGAGACGACCUAUCAGCCAAGAAAAGUCGCCAAGACAGUAUUUUCAGAAAACAUGAGACGUCGCAGAUCCGGGAGGAGGAGACGUUUUCCAGUAAAAGAUGUUUGGAGUGGUUCUAUGAGUAUGCAGGUUGUGACGACGUCGUGGGUCCAGAGGGCAUAGAGAAGUUCUGCGAGGACAUUGGAGUAGAGCCAGAGAAUGUGGUGAUGCUGGUUCUGGCUUGGAAGCUGGAUGCUCAGAGUAUGGGGUACUUCACUCUUCAGGAGUGGCUAAGAGGCAUGGGCUCACUGCAGUGCGAUUCCACUGAGAGACUGAGGAAUUCGCUCGACUACCUGAGAUCUGUCCUGAGCGACAGCACCAGUUUUAAGCUCAUCUACAGAUACGCCUUUGAUUUCGCUCGAGAAAAAGAUCAGAGGAGUCUGGACUUGAACACAGCAAAGUGCAUGCUGGGGCUUCUCCUGGGGAAAACAUGGCCUCUGUUUCCUGUGUUUAAUCAGUUUUUAGAGCAAUCCAAGUACAAAGUCAUCAACAAAGACCAGUGGUGCAAUGUUUUAGAGUUCAGCAGGACAAUCAACCUGGACCUUAGUAACUAUGAUGAAGACGGUGCCUGGCCUGUUUUGCUGGAUGAGUUUGUGGAAUGGUACAAGGAAAGACAGAUGUCAUAGCUACAGAUGAGGGGUGAGAGGGUGAAUGGAAGAAAAAAAAAGUUUAACUGUGAUCACAACUACUCUUGAGCAUAAACAACCAAUAAGCAAAACACAACAAAAUCGGUAAGGCAGUGACAGUUGGUGCCUCCUGGUUAAAAGAAGGGGUUCAGGCUGUGGGCGGGUGGGUAAGUGGGUGGUUUGGGGGUUUUGCUGUCCUCCAACUCCCCGUUCGGAGGAGCGCUGUCCUUGUAGAGUUAUGCUCCCUAUGGAAGUUGCAUUGUGGGUUGGACCCCUGUUCCCGAACCCCACCGAGUGGCGUUGCUCUCUGUCACUGUGACGUCUCAUAUUGUUGUCUGUGUUGGGAUGACACGGUAUCUGUCGUACGCUGACGGUGGAAACAAAAUGGCGUAGUCAGCGCAGGGAAACCAACAGGGGCGACCAUUCGCGGGUUGUGUUCGACUCUCAACCGGGAUCACUCGGAAACCCCCUAGGCACACUCGAGUAUUAAAAGACCCGUGCAAUGAACUUCGACCUGAGCUCCUCGGGACAGAUGGCACUAACUAUUGUUUGUGGGUUUGUUUAGUUUAGUAGUUCUCCUAAAAAGCACACUGUGUCAAAGGGUUGACUGCAGGUUUCUGAUGCCUGCGCCGUUUACUAUUAA
Messenger RNA from Poecilia latipinna (sailfin molly), 1671 nucleotides. RefSeq names its product DCN1, defective in cullin neddylation 1, domain containing 4 (S. cerevisiae) (gene dcun1d4). The record is from RefSeq and is a predicted model, not a curated record. The transcript is spliced from 11 exons. The coding region runs from base 195 to 1028 and encodes 277 amino acids. Gene Ontology annotation, biological process: protein neddylation. NCBI's taxonomy places the organism in Eukaryota, Metazoa, Chordata, Actinopteri, Cyprinodontiformes, Poeciliidae. Gene Ontology annotation, cellular component: ubiquitin ligase complex. Gene Ontology annotation, molecular function: ubiquitin-like protein binding; ubiquitin conjugating enzyme binding; cullin family protein binding.